This is a messenger RNA of Fraxinus pennsylvanica, 1119 nucleotides long. Lineage: Eukaryota; Viridiplantae; Streptophyta; Magnoliopsida; Lamiales; Oleaceae. The record is from the annotation of a GenBank genome assembly.
AUGGAGGUUUGGAACAGAGAAACAGUGCCAAAAGUGAUGGAGAUAGUGAGCAAUAGACUCCCUCAAAGGGAUCUCACAUCUCUCUUGCUUGUCAGUCCUUGGCUUCAUCGCAGUCUCUCUUCUCACCCCUCACUCUGGCUGGUUCUUGAUUUUCAUGAGAUGAAUAAUGCUGGAAAUCGCCUCGUGGCAGCCCUCUCUGCGCCGAGAUACGGAAAUGUGAAGCAUAUAAGCCUUGAGUUUGCACGCGACGUUGAAGAUAAGCAUCUUGAAAUCGUCAAAAGCAAGUGUAGAAAUUCCCUUGGAAACCUUGAGGUUUUGAAUUUGAACGGCUGCCAAAAAAUCUCAGAUAAUGGAAUUGAAUUUAUAACAUAUGCUUGUCCUAAGUUGAAGGCUUUUUCAGUAUACUGGAACGUAAGGGUUACGGAUCUUGGCAUUAAUUAUUUGGUGAAGAACUGCAAACACGUGAUUGAUUUGAACUUGAGCGGCUGUAAGAAUAUCACGGAUGAAGGUUUGAAAUUAAUUUCUGAAAAUUAUCGAGAGUUGGAAGAAUUGAACCUCACAAGAUGCAUCAAGCUAACAGAUGGUGGUCUGCAAAAGAUAUUGCUUAAUUGCUCCUUGCUUCAGAGUUUGAAUCUUUACGCCCUUUCGAGCUUCACGGAUGAAGCCUACAAAAAGAUUUCACUUUUGGAUCACCUACGAUUUUUAGAUCUCUGUGGUGCUCAGAAUCUCUCUGAUGAUGCACUUUCUUGUAUAGCUCAUUGCAAAGCGUUGGCAUCUCUCAAUUUGACAUGGUGUGUGCGCAUCACUGAUCAGGGAAUCAUAUCCAUUGCCAAAAGCUGUAGAUCUCUUGAAUUUCUGAGCUUGUUUGGGAUUGUUGGAGUUACUGACAAGAGCCUGGAGGCCCUCUCUAGCUUAUGUUCAAAUACAAUUACAACCCUUGAUGUCAAUGGUUGCAUUGGCAUAAAGAGACGAACCCGUGAUGAACUUCUUCAGCUGUUCCCAAACCUGAAUGAUUUCUUCCUUGAAAAGCAGGAUGGGGAAGGGAUGAACAGCAUUAGCUGUUUCCAAUCUGACCAGCAAUCAUUUACCAUCAUGGACCGGCUGUUCAGAUUUUAUUAG